AUGGGAGCGGGCUCGCUAUCAGAGGAAGCGAUAAAGCCUCGCUUGUGCGCCAGACCCCGGCCUUCCCCUCAGCAGAACGCCGAAAUGUCCGGAGAAGGCGAGCAGGAGCCCGAGACCCCCGCGGGACCCGAGCGGGAGGGGGCUGUGUCCCGCAGGACGGGCCAAGCUUUUAAAGAUACUGGCAAAGCACCUGUGGAACAAGAGGUGGCGAUUCAUCGCAUUAGAAUUACCUUGACAAGUCGCAAUGUGAAAUCACUGGAGAAAGUCUGUGCUGACUUGAUCAGAGGUGCUAAGGAAAAAAACCUGAAGGUCAAGGGACCCGUUCGCAUGCCCACCAAGACCCUGCGGAUCACUACCAGGAAGACGCCCUGUGGUGAGGGUUCCAAGACCUGGGAUCGCUUCCAAAUGCGUAUCCAUAAGCGGCUCAUUGACUUGCACAGCCCUUCCGAGAUCGUGAAGCAGAUCACCUCCAUCAGCAUCGAACCCGGCGUAGAAGUCGAAGUUACUAUUGCCGAUGCCUAAAUGACGGUCGUCGUUGAAUAAAGUUGAUUUACAAGUUUUCA
Molecule: messenger RNA, 563 nt
Organism: Ficedula albicollis (Collared flycatcher)
Lineage: Eukaryota; Metazoa; Chordata; Aves; Passeriformes; Muscicapidae
Gene: RPS20
Product: ribosomal protein S20
Exons: 4
Coding region: 1-522 (173 amino acids)
Biological process (GO): translation
Cellular component (GO): ribosome; cytosolic small ribosomal subunit
Molecular function (GO): RNA binding; structural constituent of ribosome
Source: RefSeq, a predicted model, not a curated record